UGUCCGUCUGUCACAAUAAUAACCUAAAUCACUAAUAAACAAACCCCUCUAAAAUGUCCUUCGAAACCCUCCACAUAGAAAAAAUCUGCCGCACGUGUCUUUCAGAGGAAGGUGACAUGCGAUCCGUCUUCAGCAUCGACGAGUCCAUCGGCGAAACAAUGCGCCUGUUUGAAAUGCUUAUGUCGUGUGCUGCCGUACAGGUUCUGGAGAACGACGGCUUGCCGAGCCAAGUGUGUUUACAAUGUGUUCAUUACAUAACCCGUGCUUUCUCGUUCAAACAGUUGUGUGAGAGAUCAGAUGCUACUUUACGGCAGCUACUGGGGAAACCCAUGCAGACCACCUUAAUGGAACUGAAGCCGCUGCUGAGUGCAGACACGCACGAUCAAACUUUCAGCGACGUCAUGAACACGGUCACCGAGAACAUGCACGCAGUAUCGGCUUCAGUUUCGGAGGUCUUGAACAGUGCUGUGGACUCUAUCAGUGUAAAUAGUAUUCACAUUAAUAAUUCGUUCAAGUCGGACGAGGCGCCGGACUUGAAGAUGAAGCUAGAGUUCGCGGAGAACGACGUCUUGGGGCUUGGUGGAAUCGAAUCCUGCGGCAGCGACGGAGAGAUUAAACUAAACGAACAAAAGAAAUCUCCGAAGAAAAAGAAAAUCAAAGAUGACACAGACCAGCCCAUUUACCCUUGUGAAGAGUGUACACAGUGUUUCACCACCAUGGUUGACUUAAAGGCACACGCCAAAACGCACCCCAAAAUGAGCAGACACAUUUGUAAAAUCUGUAAUCAGGGAUUUGCCAGUGCCAGCACGCUGUGUCGACACAUGAAGGUUCACGAUGGUGCCAAAAGACAUUUGUGUAGCGAGUGUGGUAAAGGGUUUGCAAGGUCGGAUGAUCUCACACGACAUAUACGGACGCACACUGGCGAAAAACCCUUUCCUUGUAAAUUAUGUGGGAAAUCUUUUGCGCAGUCGUUCCGUUUAUUAGAGCACAUGAGAGCCCACGCCAACGAAAAAAGUUUUAUUUGUUCGGUGUGUGGGAAGGCGUUUUCACGGUAUACGAGCCUGGCGGCUCACAACAAAACGCACAGCGGCAUCAAAAGCCACGCUUGUGGAGUGUGUGGGAAGAGGUUGUGCGGCUCGGGGUCGCUCGCAAUGCACAUGAAAACCCACACGGGCGUCAAAGACCACAUCUGUCCCUACUGCGGGAAAGGUUUCACGACCCCCAGCAACCUAAUCAUCCACAAACGGACCCACACAGGUGAACGCCCCUACGUCUGCAACGAGUGCGGCAAAGGCUUCCCCGACCCCUCCCGUCUCACAGUUCACGCGCGAUCUCAUAGCGGGGAAAAACCCUACGUAUGCAACGACUGCGGCCGGGGCUGCGUCAGUUCUUCGCAACUGAAGAAACACCGACGCAUCCACACGGGGGAAAAACCGUACCAGUGCAACUUGUGCCCGAAAGCUUUCCCGCGAAGCGAAGAUCUCAGGAUUCACAUAAAAACUCACACGGGUGAUAGAAACCACAUUUGCACGAUUUGCAAAAAGGGCUUCUAUCAAGCGUCGACGCUGAAAGUGCAUCUCAGGAUUCAUACCGGUGAAAAACCGUACAGUUGCAAUAUUUGUAAUAAGGCUUUUUCACAAACUGGACCUCUAUCGACGCAUAUGAAGACGCAUGCGUCAUAGUAUUACGAGAUGGGGGUUUGAGGGGCGUUACUUAAGUUGUUGAUUGUUUGAGGGGUGGAAAUUUUAGCAUCACAAGGUGGGAGUGAGUGGGGAGAGAAUGACGUUUUUUCUUUUUUGAGGAAUUAUAGGAUGAAGAAUAAGCUGUUAUGUAUAUUAGGAUAAACAGGUCUGUCUUAAGUAGUAGAGCUUGUAUUAUUUUUUAAUGUAUGAUGUAAGUACAUAAAUUUUUAGUAUAUUUUA
Zophobas morio is the source of this 1922-nucleotide messenger RNA. Its product is annotated as zinc finger protein 436-like. Gene Ontology annotation, cellular component: nucleus. Gene Ontology annotation, biological process: regulation of gene expression. The coding region runs from base 54 to 1682 and encodes 542 amino acids. Gene Ontology annotation, molecular function: zinc ion binding. The record is from RefSeq and is a predicted model, not a curated record. NCBI's taxonomy places the organism in Eukaryota, Metazoa, Arthropoda, Insecta, Coleoptera, Tenebrionidae. The transcript is spliced from 7 exons.